Molecule: messenger RNA, 681 nt
Organism: Bombyx mandarina (wild silkworm)
Lineage: Eukaryota; Metazoa; Arthropoda; Insecta; Lepidoptera; Bombycidae
Source: RefSeq, a predicted model, not a curated record
AUGAAGGCGACCUUUGUUUUUGCUCUUGCGAUUAUUGCCAGCGCGUCUGCCGGGCCCCAAAGGAGUUCCGAGCUUGCACUGCAACAAAGAAAUUUGCUUGAAGACUUGGUCAAGGGUUUUAUACAACUGAUCAUAGAAAGUGUUCAAGCUAGUGGUCUAGAUCCUUUGUACGUCGAGAGCGCUGAGGGCACAUACUCCUUUUUCGAUUUAGAGGACGUCUUCACUGCUACUGGCUCUUUAUCUGAGUUCAACUUCGAAGGCGGUAGCAACAUUAUCGUCAACGACGUUAAUUUCCACCUCUUGAGCCGUGCCAUCAGCAUCAACUUAUCCGUACCCAAGCUCCAAUUAUCUGUUGGGUCCUUCGUCGGUACAAUUAGCGUUUUCGGCAGGGACGAACUUGAAGUCGAUGGUUCUGGAAGAGUUGUCAUCGAAAACGUGAAUGUGGUAGCUCGUUUGAGAGUGGGACUCCUGCCCAACAUCAACAUUCGAGAUGUAACCGGCACUAUCACCGUUGGUGACGUCGAGUCUGACCUCAACAUCAUUCUUUUCGGCGAGGAAGUCUCCGACAGGGUCAAUGAUUUCUUGAUCAACAAGCUAUCCGAAGCCCUUAAAACUUACAACACCCAGAUCUUCGAAUUUUUUGAGCGAGCCAUCAUCUUUCUCAUCGAUUCUCUCGUUUAA